Messenger RNA from Nicrophorus vespilloides, 951 nucleotides. RefSeq names its product stress response protein NST1-like. The record is from RefSeq and is a predicted model, not a curated record. Bases 119 to 928 code for a protein of 269 amino acids. The transcript has 5 exons. NCBI's taxonomy places the organism in Eukaryota, Metazoa, Arthropoda, Insecta, Coleoptera, Silphidae.
GUGGUGCUAAAGCUACGCCGCUGCACAAAGGAAUUUAACUGACCGGACUGCCACCCUCUUUUAAAUAUUGUUAUCGUUGUAUUCAUCAGAAGGGAUAAUGCUGUGAAGUGGCGCGAAGAUGACUGAGCUUAUCAUAUCUAGGGGAGACACCUUUCCCAGAUCGUACUUGGACCAAUACAGAAACAGCCGGUCCUGCGACAAUUACUAUAGUGACCUGAAGACUAGCAAGAGUGAUGAGUUAGUGCUUCAAGCCCCCGAAGACAUCCCCAUCGCUGCAGAAAUCCAUCACGGACACUCCGAGAAUCUUCUGGACACCAACUGCAUGUCGCCCACGGACUCCGAUUACCUGGACAAGCAGCAGCAGCAGCAGGAGGCCGUCGCCGUUCCCAGAAGUCAACGGCGGAGGCCUCCUGUCUACGAUCGGGUCGAUCCAGAAGACAGCAUCAGGGACAUCGUCACAGACAAUGACUUCUACAGAUUUGUGUUGUUCAAGAAGCACUACGACAAGUAUCUGGAUUUGUCGCAGAAGUACGAGGAGACGCGGAACAUCGCGUACUACUUGGAGGAGAAAUACCACGAAGUUAAGACUGAGAGAGAUUAUUUGAUCCAACAAAGGGAGCAACUGUCGCGGAAGCUGGAGUCGAACGAGUGUCUGCUUAAGGAGAAAGAAGACGAGGUGUUCGAGCAGACCGAGAAAGUCCUGUAUUUGGAUGAGCAAUGCAACAAGUUGCGAAUGGAAAAGGAGAAAUACGUCCAGCAGAAAUUGCAGAUAGAGAAGGAGAGAGAUGAAGCCCUGAGACUGCUGAAGGAGCAGGCCAGGGAAUCCGAGUCGAACCGCAGAAAGUUGGAACGCGCCAGGCAGGAAGUGUUCAGGCACAUGACCAAGAUCAAGAACGAGAAGGAAUCUCUGGAAAGGGAGGUGAGUUAACACGCACAAGAAAUACGAAAACG